GUCUCGUUUGAGUGUUUCACACAGCAGGAGGGGUUUACGGGCUUCGAGAAUGUUUUCCAAACUCUUAUCGCUGGGAGUGUGUCUGGGCCUGGGGCUCAUCGUGCUUUGUGCGCAAUUGGCCAGCGCCCGUCCCCAGAAUCCCUACUACGUGGAAGGUUCGCGCAGCGGCGAGGGCGGCUACGGACAGGUCACAAGGCAUCAUCAUCAUGGUCAUGGUAAUAGGCGUGGAGGUCAUGGAUCUGGCCCUGGAUACGGCCCACCGCCUCCACCGCCAAUACUGCCAGGAUUUGGGGGAAGGUACCCACCGACCCACUACGAUCCUUACAAUCAACAGCCUGGCGGUGGUGGAUUCCGCGGACAGCAGCCUGGCGGUCACUUCCAUGGGCGACAGCCUGGAUUCCAACAGGGACAGGGGGGAUUCCGUCAGCCAGGACCAGGACAAGGAGGAUACCAGCAGCCAGGCCAGGGGCAAGGAGGAUUCCAGCAGCCAGGACCAGGUCAGGGAGGAUUCCAGCAGCCAGGACAAGGACAAGGAGGUUUCCAGCAGCCAGGACAGGGGCAAGGAGGAUUCCAGCAGCCAGGACAGGGGCAAGGAGGAUUCCAGCAGCCAGGACCGGGACAAGGAGGAUUCCAGCAGCCGGGACAGGGGCAAGGAGGAUUCCAGCAGCCAGGACCGGGACAAGGUGGUUUCCAGCAGCCAGGACAGGGGCAAGGAGGAUUCCAGCAGCCAGGACCGGGACAAGGAGGUUUCCAGCAGCCAGGACCGGGACAAGGUGGUUUCCAGCGACCAGGUGAAGGAGGAUUCCGUCAGCCGAUCGCCAAACAACCAGGAAAUUCUCUUUCAGGUGAGGACCAGGGCUUCCAGCAACCACGUCCGGGCCAGGGCCAGGGCCAGCAGCCGGUGGGCGGCGCCUCCAAUCCCAUACAGCCUCGGCCAGGCACUGCCGACGAAGAUUUCUCGCAGUUCAACUUCCAGACACCCAACACGCUCCAGCCGCUGCCAGGUCAGGGUCAGGCCGGCCAAGUGGGCAGCACCAUCCAGCCGAGACCCGGAAACGGAGCGCAGCCCGUGCCAGGAGCUGCGCCUGCCGAUGAUGCGAUGAAGGACAUUUUCAACACUCACGACUUUCUGUCGCCCAAUCUGAGUCAAGGCGGCACUGGGGGCCACAGGGAUCCCAAGUCGGAGACGGAGGAGUCCGUGCCAUCAUCCGUGGGUCAGCGCAAUCUCUUCAGCACGGAUCCCAUUUGCACGGACGGCACCGUGCUGAUGGCGGGACGUUGUCGCAAAGCGGCCUAAGGCCCAAAA
This is a messenger RNA of Drosophila guanche, 1306 nucleotides long. RefSeq names its product glutenin, high molecular weight subunit DX5 (gene Gbp2). The transcript is spliced from 4 exons. The record is from RefSeq and is a predicted model, not a curated record. Lineage: Eukaryota; Metazoa; Arthropoda; Insecta; Diptera; Drosophilidae. The coding region runs from base 50 to 1297 and encodes 415 amino acids.